This is a messenger RNA of Australozyma saopauloensis, 987 nucleotides long. RefSeq lists its product as uncharacterized. The transcript has a single exon. Bases 1 to 987 code for a protein of 328 amino acids. The record is from RefSeq and is a predicted model, not a curated record. NCBI's taxonomy places the organism in Eukaryota, Fungi, Ascomycota, Pichiomycetes, Serinales, Metschnikowiaceae.
AUGCAGAGCACUUGUUUCAUUGCUGCUCUUUUUUUCGCCGCCUCGGCACUUUCUGCUGGAACAGACUCUCUUGGCUGUUUCUCCUCCAUAGACACCUCUGUUUCCAAGGGCUUUGGCCAGUAUGAAACACAGUCGUUAUGUGCCUCUAGUUGUGGAGCUGACUAUCCAUACGUUGCCAUUCAAAAUGGUGGCUAUUGUUACUGUUUGUCGUCCAUGCCUACCAGUAACUCCAUUUCUAACUCGAACUGUAACGUCCCUUGUAACGGUUUUGGCCUGGUGAUGUGUGGUGGCCAAAGUGCAUUCACAGUCUUUUCCGGCUUGGGUCUGAGCGGCUCUAAUAGUGCCCAGUCUCUGUCGUCGCCAUCUUCGUCCUCCUUCCCUUCUUCAACAAGCUCCUCGUCCACAUCCUCAUCAUCGACAACCCAAUCGCUGCCCGCGAUUACGAGCGAACCAACCCACUCUGGUAGCACAAUCGUCACAAAAACUGCCGAUGCUAACGGUAGCGUCAUGUUCAAAACCGUCACACAAACCUCAGGUUCCACAGCCACGAACUCCGGUCUGAACGAUAACAAUAACAACAACGGCAGCAAGUCUUCUUCCAAUGUUGGACCCAUCGUUGGAGGUGUUGUAGGUGGUAUCGCAGCAUUGGCUUUAAUUGGAGUCGCUGUAUUCUUCUUCAUUCGUCGGAGAAAUCAGUCCGAUGAUGAUGACGACGAAGACUUCUAUGAAAAAGGAGGAAAUUCCGGUGCUGGAUCGUCUUCUGGAACGAUCAAGAAGCCCGCAAACUUCAAUCCCGCUUUUGACAGACCAAUGUCAAACCCAUUCGUCCAUCCCUCGGACGAAUCCGCAGAUAAAAGAGCCAGUCGGUCAGAGUUGACUGAUCCACGUCUUAAUCCUGUUAUGAUGGGUCGGAGACGGCUUUCAGAAGGGUCUCUUGCGGACGAGGCAGAUUAUUCUCGGAAAAUUCUAGGUGUGGCCAAUCCAUAG